UCAAAGACAACCAGCUGUUACUCAGUGUCGUGGCUGCUUGCCACCAGGUAUGUCGAUGCUGGUGCUGCUGUGCCUGCUGUCCCUCACGUCGGGACAAAAUAUCGUCCAGAAUGGAAACAUGGAAACAAUGGAUCAUUGGGACUGUUGGAACAUACAUUGUGAGCUGACCACUGAUCACCAUAGUGGACAACAUGGAAUCAAAGCCUCGGGCAGAAACCAUUAUUACGAAGGGCCCUCGCAGACCCUCAGUGGACUUAAGGCUAAUGGGCGCUAUAAGGUCGACGGGUGGGUAAAACUGCUGAACGACCAGGCAGGACAACUUGGACAAAAUGUGGAGUUGGAGGUGUCCGUUGACCUUAACAGUGGGAAGAAGGCAUACAUCCCAACAGCCACCCAUCCACUCGCCAGAUCCUCCGAUGGCUGGAUUCACCUGACGGGGGACUUCAACGCUCCUAAUGAGGGUAUAAAAUCGUCCAGUGUGUAUUACCAAGGCCCAUCGCCCGGUAUAAACUUUGUGGUUGACUCCGUGGCUGUGACACCCUUCGCGUCCAAUACCCACUGGCGUGCAGAAUCGGAUGCUAACAUAGAGAAACUGAGGAAAAGUGACAUCAACUUUCACGUCACCACUGCUGGGGGGAUUUCCGACAACCAAGUUGAAAUUGACGUCAUUCAAACAAAGAAAUCGUUUGCAUUUGGGACCGUCGUGGACUGUAAGGAGUAUGUCCAUGGCGACCAGAGAUACAUCAACUUCGUUAACAAGCAUUUCAACUGGGCAGUCACAGGGAAUGCUCUCAAAUGGGACUUAAUGGAACCUCAGAAGGGCAACAUCAAUUAUAACUGGGGCAUGGACGCUGUUAAGAAGCUGAGAUCCAAUGGAAUCAAGGUGCGAGCUCACAACAUUGUCUGGUCCGUGGAACAGUUUGUCCCUCAAUGGGUUCGCCCACUGCGCGGUCAGACACUGAAGGACACUGUAAAACACAGGAUACAAGACAUUGUUGGACGAACCAAGAACUACGUGGAACACUGGGACGUUGACAACGAGAACCUCCACGGCUUCUGGUUCCAGAACACUCUCAACGAUAGAGACUACAACCUGGACAUAUUCCGUAUCGCUCAUCAAGCUGGGCCCAAUGUUAAACUGUUCCUCAAUGACUACAGUGUUGUUUCAUCGGGCGGGUUGACUGGGGCAUACCGUGAGCAGGCCAUCAGGUUCAAGAACGCAAACGUCGGGCUCUCGGGAAUCGGUGUCCAAUGUCAUUUUCCAGAGAAUGUUGAACCUGACCCAACACUGAUCAAGCAACAUCUAGAUACCAUCGGGCAAGCUGGCGUCCCUAUCUGGGUCACUGAAUUAGAUGUGACUAAUUCAGAUGAAAACAAGCGUGCAGACUGGUACGAGACGGCUCUGAGAGCGUUCUAUGGCCACCCAGCUGUUGGGGGAGUCAUGUUUUGGGGAUUUUGGAGCGAGAGACACUGGAGAGGAGAUGCGGCCGCCAUGGUAUCGGGAAACGCGUUCAGGUUAAACGCCGCUGGUCAACGUUUCCUUGACCUCACGGAGAAACAAUGGAUGACCAACGAAAACCACAAGCUGUCACAAUCCGGCAAGAACUUUAAAGUCCGUGGUUUCCAUGGCGACUACACGAUUAAAGUCAAGGUCAACGGGAAGGAAGUUCCGUCCCUCGCGCAGUCAUUUACCUUGGGUACAUCGGCUCAUACUGUAACCCUCCAAGUACAUAAUUAGUACAAUCACAGUGAAUAAAGUGCGUCGGGCAUA
Molecule: messenger RNA, 1771 nt
Organism: Haliotis rufescens (red abalone)
Lineage: Eukaryota; Metazoa; Mollusca; Gastropoda; Lepetellida; Haliotidae
Product: endo-1,4-beta-xylanase 1-like
Exons: 12
Coding region: 50-1738 (562 amino acids)
Biological process (GO): carbohydrate metabolic process
Molecular function (GO): hydrolase activity, hydrolyzing O-glycosyl compounds
Source: RefSeq, a predicted model, not a curated record